AUGGCAGUUUCCCUCUUCCUCAACCGCUUUAACAUUUUCAGCCCUCGUCUCAUUGGAUCUCUCCACUCGCCGGUCUCCUUCGUCCCUAUGAAGCGCAUCACUAUGCCCGUCGCCGUUCACUCGAUGUCUCUCUUCAAGGCGGCUCCGGUGACCGACUACGCACCAUACAAUGGUGCUCCCGACGGCUUUUCAGAUACCGACUCCGACGAAGAUAUCCUUGAGGAUCCCCGCGUCAUCUGCUCGUUCCACGGUUACGGUGCUUCGGAUCCGUUCCCAGAAGAGUUCACAGUCCCGUACGGGCCACCAGAGGAAUCCAACGGCACACCAGUGGAAUCCGACGGCUACGGCUUGAAGACAAAGCCUGUUGACAACGGCGUGCACUUGAGGAUGUACCUUCCGGGAGUCAGCAAGGAAAACGUGAAGGUUUGGGUGGACGGUGAGAAGCUGUAUGUCAAGGGCUCAAAGAUGGAGUUUGAAGAUGACAUACAGGAGACAGUGAUGAGCUAUGCCCCUGUGAAGGUUCCGGAGAAUCGUUUCAAGGCUAAGGAAAUCAAGGCUGAGAUGAAAGAUGGAGUGCUGAAGAUCUUCGUUCCAAGGAUCAAGGAUGAUGAGAGGGCCGACCAUUGGGCCGUGGAGGUCGAGUGA
This is a messenger RNA of Striga hermonthica, 645 nucleotides long. NCBI's taxonomy places the organism in Eukaryota, Viridiplantae, Streptophyta, Magnoliopsida, Lamiales, Orobanchaceae. The record is from the annotation of a GenBank genome assembly.